CCGGGACUGUAAACAGGAAGUGGGACUCGGGCUGAGCCUCGGCGUUCGGGGAAGAGAACCAGCGGUUUAGCGGAGACGCCUCCGGCCGCCGCAGCGGGCGUGCGCUUCAGGGGCCGGCGCCUCGUCCCCACUUCUGUGCCUCCCUCGCCGCCCCGCUCGGGUGGAGGUGUUCCGUCCCGCGCCGGAGCCCACCUUUCUCCCGAAGCGUCACCAGGGCCAUGGCCGAGUACUCCUACGUCAAGUCCACCAAACUGGUGCUCAAGGGAACCAAGGCCAAGAGUAAGAAGAAAAAGAGCAAAGAGAAGAAGAGAAAAAGAGAAGAUGAUGAAGAAACCCAACUUGAUAUUGUUGGAAUCUGGUGGACAGUAACAAACUUUGGUGAAAUUUCGGGAACCAUAGCUAUUGAAAUGGAUAAAGGAACCUACAUACAUGCACUUGACAAUGGACUUUUUACACUGGGAGCUCCACAUAAAGAAGUGGAUGAAGGCCCUAGUCCUCCGGAGCAGUUUACAGCUGUCAAAUUGUCUGAUUCCAGAAUUGCCCUAAAAUCUGGCUAUGGAAAAUACCUUGGUAUAAAUUCAGAUGGACUUGUUGUUGGGCGUUCAGAUGCGAUUGGACCAAGAGAACAAUGGGAACCAGUCUUUCAAGAUGGGAAAAUGGCUUUAUUGGCCUCAAAUAGCUGCUUUAUCAGAUGCAAUGAAGCAGGUGAUAUAGAAGCAAAAAGUAAAACAGCAGGAGAAGAAGAAAUGAUAAAGAUUAGAUCCUGUGCUGAAAGAGAAACUAAGAAAAAAGAUGACAUCCCAGAGGAAGACAAAGGAAAUGUUAAACAGUGUGAAAUCAAUUACGUAAAGAAAUUUCAGAGCUUCCAAGACCAGAAACUUAAAAUAAGUAAAGAAGACAGUAAAAUUCUUAAAAAGGCCCGGAAAGAUGGAUUUUUGCAUGAAACACUUCUGGACAGAACAAGUGGAACUGUAAGGAAGAGAAGCAAGUAAACAAAGCAGAUCUCUUCAUUCCUUUAGGAAGGUGGGGACUGAAGAAAGACUCCACAGUCAGGAAUCAAGUCAUAAGUCCUGACCUUCGCUCCGAACUGCACCUGCCACAGACGUGGGCCAUGCACAGCGGCAGUCACACCGGAGGAAACAGGCAAAGCCUUCCGCUUCCACUGUCUUCUCUCUUCUUCUGUAUGAUUCCCUCGUGCCUGCCUCACAAGAUUAGUCCCUGUUUUCUUCUCCUGCUCCUAAAUAUAUUCCUUCAAGCCAUUUCCCGCCCCCCCCCCUUUUUUGUUUUGUUUUGUUUGUUUUUGUUUCUGUUUUACUGAUACCAGAAAAAACACACAGGGAUCUACCUGGAGAACCGAGAGAGUAGUUUAGCCAGCCACUCGCACUCAUUCAGGCUGAGGCUACCUGUGGUCUAAAGGGUGGUGGCCUGCGUUGGAAACGACCCGUGGACCUCAGACCGGCCUCGGCUGUUCAACGGUUCCUCGGCCCCCGGGCCCUUGUGUAGAUCAGCGUUAAAGCACAGCAGCUGGACUGUGGGAAUGUAUCCCUUCCUUUUGUUGUUUAGGAAAAUAACUUCCCCGGUUGCCUACAGAAUCAGAACCUUCCUGCACGCUGCCCUGUUCCUCAUUUUUUAACCUCAAAAUCCUCUCUAGAAGGCCUUCAACAUGUCCCAUCACUGCCUGAACCUCUGCCACCUCUGCGCCCAUCAUCACCCACUGUCCUUUACCGGUUCCCUUUGCCGCCAUAACCUCACGCCACUCCUCUGGGCUCUUUCACACCCCGGAGAAAUGGGCGAAGACUUAAGCACUUAGCAGAAGGGUAAACGAAAAUUUCCAAUAAACAAACUUCCUCUCGACCCUCCCAUGAAAAUGCCCCUUCUGAUUUUACGCCUGCUGAGUUCAGCUCUCAUCCUGGUGUGACUGGCACUGGAGGAUCCCACACCAUGGCUCCAGGUCCCGGCUUGAAACUCCCCCUGACCCACCCACCCAGGCCUGGAGCACCUAGUCCCCACCCAUGGCCACUGCAGUUCUGCACCGCUCGCCAUCAUGCCUGGGCCCACCUGAGACCUGGCUCACUGAGCUCCUGUCCUCCGUGCCAUUGACUUCAGCACCCACACCGUUGUGACCUUACAUUUCUGACUGAUGGCUGCCUUCAAAGUCUGUCGCCUCUGUUCCGCUAAUCUUUUACUCUACCUUACGUUAACGACAGAGCAGCUGGGUUACACAUUUUGCUUUUGCUACACCUUGAUUGGCAAUCCUCAUCGCCAGCUCAGAACGACCCUCUUGGAACAUGCUGUCCGCCUUUUACCCAUUGCACUUUUCACUGUAAAAACUCUUUUUUUCUUUUUUAAUCCUCACCUGAGGAUAUAUUUCCAUUUUUUUGAAGAGAGAAUGGAAGAGAGACAAAGAGAAAUAUUGAUGUAGGAGAAACCAUUGCACUUUUCACUGUAAAAUUUUUUUUCUUCUUUUUUACGCCUCACCUGAGGAUAUAUUUCCAUUGAUUUUUUUUUUUUUUUUUUUUUUUUU
Messenger RNA from Myotis myotis, 2524 nucleotides. RefSeq names its product FSHD region gene 1 (gene FRG1). Gene Ontology annotation, molecular function: actin filament binding. The record is from RefSeq and is a predicted model, not a curated record. Gene Ontology annotation, cellular component: striated muscle dense body; catalytic step 2 spliceosome; nucleolus. NCBI's taxonomy places the organism in Eukaryota, Metazoa, Chordata, Mammalia, Chiroptera, Vespertilionidae. The coding region runs from base 219 to 992 and encodes 257 amino acids. The transcript is spliced from 9 exons.